This is a messenger RNA of Pistacia vera, 2625 nucleotides long. RefSeq names its product putative pentatricopeptide repeat-containing protein At3g23330. Gene Ontology annotation, biological process: RNA modification. Gene Ontology annotation, molecular function: protein binding; zinc ion binding; RNA binding. The record is from RefSeq and is a predicted model, not a curated record. Lineage: Eukaryota; Viridiplantae; Streptophyta; Magnoliopsida; Sapindales; Anacardiaceae. The transcript has a single exon.
ACGUGAUGGCCAUGACCAAUCAUCAAAACCUGAUUGCUGAUUCUGCAACAAAUGACACCCACGAAAAUCCUCAUAAACCUCCUCAAUAACCCUACCAGAAUAACAUCCAAAUCCCAGGCCAAACAACUCCAUGCCCAAAUCUUCAAAACCAUAGACCCCAACUCUCCCUCUCACGUCUCCAAACUUCUCUCUAUCUAUACCAACCUUAACCUCUUACAUGGCUCUCUUGAUCUCUUUAACACUCUCCAUUCACCACCCCCACCACUUGCCUGGAAAUCUAUCAUUAGAUGCUACACUGAUAAUGGCCUUUUUGUUCGGUCCUUGCUAUAUUUUGUUAAAAUGAUGGACUCUGGCGUGUACCCAGAUCAUAAUGUGUUCCCCUCUGUGUUAAAGUCAUGCACUUUAUUGGUGGACUUUAGGUUUGGUGAAUCUGUCCACGCCUGCAUUAUUAGGCUUGGUGUAGAUAUUGAUUUGUACACUAAUAAUGCUCUCAUGAAUAUGUACGCAAAAUUUCAAAGUUUGGGUUUAGGAGUCAGUAGCGGAGGCAAAUUUUACGAGCAUAAAGUGCUUGAUAAAAUGCCUCAACGAAAUGGGAAUCGUGAAUUAAGUCGUGGUUUAGUUAGCUGUACUGAGUUUAACUAUAGGACUGUGGAUUUGAGGCACAAAUUUGAGAAACAGGUUGUGGAUAUUGGUCCCAAUGUUAGUUUAGAUGGAAUAGGUGAUGACUUAUCUUCUAAUUAUGGAAGUGGGCAAGUUGAUGAUCACUCUUGUGGAAGAAUGUAUAAUGGAAUAAAGCCUUUGCAAAUGGAUAGCGUGAGGAAGGUAUUUGAAACAAUGCCAAUCAGGGAUCUUGUUUCAUGGAAUACAAUGAUUGUGGGACUUGCUCGAAAUGGGUUAUAUGAAGAAUCUUUGAAGAUGGUUAGGGAAAUGGGGAAUUCUAACUUAAAGCCUGAUUCAUUCACUUUGUCGAGUGUCCUUCCAGUAUUUGCAGAGUAUGUUGACGUUGUUAAGGGAAAGGAGAUUCAUGGUUAUUCUAUUAGGCAUGGAUUAGAUAUGGAUGUGUACAUUGGAAGUAGCUUGAUUGACAUGUAUGCAAAGUGUACACGAGUGUAGGAUUCACGUCGAGUAUUUUAUCUCUUACCUCAGAGAGAUGGGAUUUCAUGGAACUCAAUUAUCGCAGGAUGUGUGCAGAAUGGUUUUUUUGAUGAAGGAAUCAAACUCUUUCGACAGAUGUUAAUGGCUAAAAUAAAACCAAAGCAUAUUUCCUUUUCUAGUAUCAUUCCAGCUUGUGCCCAUUUGACAACACUUCAUUUGGGGAAGCAACUCCAUGGAUACAUAAUGAGGAAUGGAUUUGAUGAUAAUGUGUUUAUAGCCAGCUCACUUGUGGAUAUGUAUGCCAAAUGUGGGAAUAUUAGUUUAGCAAGAUUUAUAUUUGAUAGAAUGGAGCUCCAUGACAUGGUAUCAUGGACAUCCAUUAUAAUGGGAUAUGCUUUGCAUGGGCAUGCCCAUGAUGCCAUUUCCUUGUUUGGACAGAUGGAAAAGGAGGGAGUGAAGCCAAACUCUGUGGCAUUUGUGGCUGUAUUAACCGCUUGUAGUCAUGCUGGUUUAAUAGACACAGCUUGGAGUUAUUUCAACAUUAUGACCCAGAAUUAUGGUAUUGCUCCAGAUUUGGAACACUAUGCUGCAAUGGCAGAUCUUCUUGGUCGUGCAGGCAAGUUGGAAGAAGCAUAUGAAUUCAUAUCUAGCAUGCGUGUAGGACCUACUGGGAGUGUUUGGUCAACGUUAUUGUCUGCUUGUAGAGUCCACAAGAAUGUUGAGUUAGCUGAGAAGAUUGCUAAUAAAAUAUUUAUGAUUGAUCCCAACAACAUGGGAGCUUAUGUUCUCUUGGCAAACAUCUAUUCUGCUGCUCAAAGAUAUAAAAGUGCAGCUAGGAUGAGAAUCUCUAUAAGAAAAAAGGGCAUGAAAAAGACGCCAGCUUGCAGCUGGAUUGAAGUAAAAAACAAGGUACAUGCUUUUGCCGCAGGCGAUGAAUCCCAUCCAUUGUAUGACAAAAUAAAUGAGACUCUUAAAGAUCUUUUGGACCGGAUGGAACGAGAAGGGUAUGUUCCUGACACCAAAGAGGUGCUUCAUGAUGUUGAAGAGGAGCAAAAGAAAUACUUGCUAUCUUAUCAUAGUGAGAGACUUGCCAUAGCUUUUGGCAUCAUUAGCACUCCUGCUGGGACAACGAUUCGAGUAAUAAAGAACCUUCGAGUCUGUGGGGACUGCCACACUGCAACAAAGUUCAUAUCAAAGAUUGUUCAAAGAGAGAUAAUUGUGAGGGACAAUAACAGAUUUCAUCAUUUUAAAGAUGGGAAGUGUUCAUGUGGAGAUUACUGGUAACAGGUCAAAUCCAGAUUUUAUUAUUCUUAAUAGUUCUUUUGCUAUAAUCUAUACAUCAAUCUGUUCUGAGCAUCCUAUUUUAGAGAAGGUUUCAGUGACAACACAUUCAAAGAAUUUCUAGUUGAACUCUCGGUAAGGAAACUGCAAAUGGAGAUUAUCUAUAUCCACAACUGUAUAUAUUUUUCAAGGGCAUUUAUUAAUGUUAAACUAACACAUUGGAGGGAAACAACAAAAAAAUUGCAUUAU